This is a messenger RNA of Pistacia vera, 1415 nucleotides long. Its product is annotated as fasciclin-like arabinogalactan protein 21. The transcript has a single exon. Bases 355 to 1407 code for a protein of 350 amino acids. The record is from RefSeq and is a predicted model, not a curated record. Lineage: Eukaryota; Viridiplantae; Streptophyta; Magnoliopsida; Sapindales; Anacardiaceae.
AGCAACCAAAGAUACAAAAGACAUCACAUGUCCAUGAUAUACAGUUUAACACAUUUUGAUCAUCAAAUUCUCAAUUCUAACACUGUAAAAUCGUUUAAUUUGAUAUUAAUUAUAUCCCCAGGUAGCCAUUAGACAUAGUUGGGCUUAAAUUUCUCUUAACCCGGGCUAAUUUGAAGUGUAGCAUGCCCUUAUUUUUUCCAUAUACAGUAUAUACUCAACGGUUUUUCUUCCUUUUCCCUGUCGACUAACAAAUAACAUAAACCAAGAAGCAUUAAACUCCUUCAAACCUUGCUCUACAAAUGCACUUUCUCCUCUCUGUCUAAACUCUAAACCAUAACGUCAAACUGAGCAGAAAUGUCGCCUUCUUGUUCACAAUCGUGGCAGGCACCAAUCUACUUCACCCUCUCAGCAGCAGUCUUGGCCUUCAUGGCAAUCUCAACAGCCAUGCAUCAUACCAACACUGCAACCCCAGUAACUAAUCCCACCACCUAUCAGCUCUCUUUAAACGCCUCCAGAGCUCUUAGAAGAUCAGGCUUCAACAUCAUUGCCACUCUUCUCCAGGUUUCGCCUGAAAUCUUCAUGUCUUCUCCAAACUCAACAAUCUUUGCCAUCAAAGAUUCUGCCAUCUCCAAAACCUCUUUCCCUCCCUGGCUCUCGAAAGAUCUUCUUCAGUACCAUACCUCUCCUCUCAAGCUUUCCAUGAAUGACCUCUUAAAGAAGCCUCAAGGUAGUUGCUUCCCAACCCUUCUUAAUGGACAGAAGAUUGCCAUAACCAAGAUUGGUGCAAAGAAAAGACUUUUGGAGAUCAAUCACGUCUUGGUGUCACAUCCUGACAUGAUUCUUGAAGGACCCUUGUCAAUUCAUGGAGUUCUUCGGCCAUUUUCAUCUUUUAAUGCUCAAGAUUCUCUCCAGGGUUGGAAUUACAUGCAAUCACCAAUAUGUGAUUCCAAUUGUAGACUAGUUUCUGAUUCCAACGAAUCAAAGAAUGUAGUCGAAUGGAGCCGAAUUAUCCGUUUGCUAAGCUCAAAUGGUUUUGUUUCAUUUGCGAUUGGUUUGCAUUCUGUUCUUGGUGGGAUUCUUGAAGAUCACAUGAACCUAAAUUCAACAACAAUCUUCGCUCCACUAGAGUUCUUGUUUGUAGCAUCUCCUUCUCCAUUGCUAGACAGAAUUGUGAGAUUUCAUAUACUCCCUCAAAGAUUUACUUACAAAGAACUUGAUUCUUUGCCUGAUAAAGCAUUAUUGAGAACAAUAGUUGCCCAUCAAUAUCUUGAGAUCACUGCAGGCGUUAACUCUACCCAAGGAUUGUGUGUUAAUGGAGAACAGAUCAUUGCACCUGACAUUUUUUGGUCCAAGAAGUUCGUGAUUCAUGGAAUAUCUCAAGCUUUAGGAGAUGGCAGAGCUUCCUAAUACAUCAA